CCUUCUUCCAGGCUGCACCGGCUUCAGCUCAGAUAUGGAAUGAAAACGAGACGUUGCAAUGAAAAAGCGCCUAAACGGCCCCUGAUCUCAUCCAAAGUUGGAUGUACAGCACACGGUCCCCAAGGAAACAUUGUGCAGACUCAGUUUUCCAUUCAUGCGACUUGUGGGCUCACACACUGUUUAUCAUGGGAUGCGGCGCCUCCGUUGCCAUAGAGACGCAAGCGCCAAGGAUUGAAACAGAUGAGGCAAAGACACCCAAUCCUGCGCUAACUAUGAAGGCAGCUGUGCUGAUCCAGCGAUGGUACCGCCGCUACAUGGCCCGUCUGGAGAUGAGGCGGAGGUACACGUGGAACAUUUUCCAAUCCAUCGAAUACGCCGGCGAACAGGACCAGCUGCAAUUGUCCGGUUUCUUCAGCUUUAUGCUCGACAACUUCACUCACUUAAAUGGAAACGGACCAGAUCUGAUUUCGCAACUUCUGGAGCCUGUCGUUGACCCCUGGUUAGACCGAGAGGCCUGUUAUGACUCCAUUCACGUUCCAGAGUCUUACGUGGGACCUCGACUGUCGUUUCCCCUCUCUGUGUCGGACACAAACGCUCUGCUAAGUGCCUUUAAAGAUCAGCAGACACUUCACGCAAGAUAUGUGCUGCAGCUCCUCUAUGAGACCAAGAAGCUCCUCAAACAGAUGCCCAACAUCGUCCAACUGUCCACAUCGUACACGAAGGAGAUCACGAUAUGUGGUGAUCUUCAUGGGCGACUUGAUGACUUGCUUCUUAUAUUUUACAAGAACGGCCUCCCCUCAGCUGAGACGCCAUAUGUGUUUAAUGGAGACUUUGUUGACCGGGGGAAAAAGUCCAUCGAGGUGGUCGUCCUCCUAUUUGCUUACUUUCUACUUUACCCCGACUACAUGCAUCUGAACCGAGGGAACCACGAGGACCACAUCAUGAACCUAAGAUAUGGGUUCACAAAAGAGGUCAUGCAGAAGUACAAGGCGAACAGUUGUGAGAUCUUGCAGCUUUUUCAGGAUGUCUUCAGUCUUCUGCCCGUUGCCGCGGUAAUAGACGGAAAGGUCCUCAUUGUUCACGGGGGCAUAUCAGACCAGACUGACUUAGACUUCCUCAGCGUCAUUGACCGGCACAAGGUUAAAUCAGCCAUGAGGCUUCCUCGAUGCCGUUUGGAGCAGCCAGAUAUCGGUCAGUCCAAUAGACACAUGAAAAGAAUGAAAUCCACGGAUACUUGCUGCAGUCGCACUAAAAUCCAAAAAACUCCUAACCUGAGAAAAAGGUACUCCGGUUUGAGCCGACAAGACAGUUCAGCCUCGACAUCUUCCUCCUCUUCCUCCUCAUCGUCGUCGUCUUCAUCGCUCUGCUCUCAGCAAUUCCCCUCGUGCUUCUCACCUCAUCAGUCUUCUCCCAAUAUUCCGUACGACAUCAACAUCCUCCGAGUGCCUUUCUUAGAUUCGACCACCGCUGUUCCGCUCCCGUCUCCUCCACAAAAUGAGCAGGAAUGGAAACAGAUUGUCGACAUCCUGUGGAGUGACCCCAAAAUCCAGGAAGGCUGCAGCCCAAACACGUUCCGAGGAGGUGGCUGCUAUUUUGGGCCCGAUGUCACGCGGAGACUUCUGCUCCAACACGGUUUGCAGCUCAUCAUCAGAUCCCACGAGUGUAAACAGGAAGGAUACGAGCUGUGUCACGGCGGACAGGUGAUCACUAUCUUCUCUGCGUCCAACUAUUAUGAGGAGGGAAGUAACCGGGGCGCCUAUAUAAAACUGGGAAGAGAUCUGGUGCCGCGCUUCUACCAGUACCAAGUCAGCCGCUCAACGCGCAAACUCACGUUGACACAAAGAGUACGGGUGGCUGAGAGCUCAGCUCUCAGAGCACUGAAAGAAAAAGUGUUCGCCCACCGUUCUGACCUCAUUGCAGGCUUCCAGAAGUAUGACCAGAAUUUUACUGGCAGGGUGACGCCCAGUGAAUGGGCUCAGGUGUUGGGGUCGGUCCUGAGACUGGACCUGCCGUGGAGGACGCUCUGUCCACAUUUAGCACACCUGGCACCAGAUGGAAGCGUGGACUAUAUGUCCUGCUUUGAGGAUAUGGGAACAGGGACACAGCUGCCACAGGUCACACCAAACCUGGCAGAGACUCUGUUUCGUUACCGAACAGACAUUGAGAUCAUAUUCAACAUAAUAGAUAAAGACCAUUCAGGUCUUAUUUCAAUUGAAGAGUUUCGUCACACGUGGCGCCUCUUCAGCGCUCACCUUGGGGUGGACAUCACUAACGGGGCUAUCGAUGACUUGGCUCGUAGCAUUGAUUUUAACAAGGAUGGAAGCAUCGACUUCACAGAGUUCCUGGAGGCCUUUCGAGUUGUGCACAAGCUGGACAACAAGGAUCUCAAGACAAAUGGAGAGAGGCAAAUGAAAUGAGCUGAAAGCAGAUGAGCUGAAAUGCUUUACCGUGGAGCGAGGAGAGGUGACAUUGCUGCAAGUGGAGAGACUGCCGCUGAGGAUCUACAUAUGGACAUGGAUGACAAAUGUUUGAGAUGACUUUACAUGUACUAUGACUUCUUGGCAUGACGUAAUGAACAAAAUAAACAGGUUACAAAUAAGCUGAAAUGAUCUCAUACAGCGAGAGAUGGCGGUCAUUCCGGUAAUGCAGCUGCAAUAAAAAAUAUAUGCUAUGGUUGAUGUUAGAAACAGAUUCAUAUGCAUGUUUUUGUUUUUUGUUUUUUCAAACCCACACUGAGGGGCCGGGAGCCAUCCAACUGCAAUCAGAGGCAACAUACAACACUAUUAUUUGACACAUCGCAUUUUU
This is a messenger RNA of Corythoichthys intestinalis (scribbled pipefish), 2805 nucleotides long. It is a transcript of the gene ppef1, whose product is annotated as protein phosphatase, EF-hand calcium binding domain 1. Lineage: Eukaryota; Metazoa; Chordata; Actinopteri; Syngnathiformes; Syngnathidae. Bases 102 to 2417 code for a protein of 771 amino acids. Gene Ontology annotation, biological process: detection of stimulus involved in sensory perception. Gene Ontology annotation, molecular function: phosphoprotein phosphatase activity; calcium ion binding; manganese ion binding. The record is from RefSeq and is a predicted model, not a curated record. The transcript is spliced from 20 exons.